CAGCUGUAAUUUUUCCUUGACAGGAUGACUUCUUCCCGUGAAAAUGAUGAAAUCAGUGGAGCUAUUGGAGCAUUUAUGGAAGAUGAAUAUUAUGAGGAGAUGGCAGCUGGGUAUUUUGAGGAGGAAGAGGAAAGGAAGAGUACCAAAAAAUCUCAAGCUUAUGAGGAUAUACCACAAGAUGAAUUGGAAGAAAUAUUUGAAAAUAUUAAUGAGGAUUUUGAUCCUGAUACAGUCCCCUCUACAUCGUCCAAAUCAUUGUUGGACAGAACAACUGUUCAAGAUGAAGAUAUAAUUCCUGCAGACAUUGAACAACCCUCCCAGGAUCACUUGAAAGUCCUGCAUGAUUCUUUUGGACACAAAUCCUUCCGCCCUAUGCAGUGGCAAAUCAUCCAUGCAGUUUUACAGGGACGUGAUAAUUGUGUUGUUAUGGCAACUGGUUAUGGAAAAAGUUUGUGUUACCAGUUUCCUGCUGUAUACACAGAAAGUGUAGCUGUUGUGGUUUCUCCUUUAAUAUCUCUAAUGCAGGAUCAGGUUUUAGCUCUACAGGCUUCCAACAUAGAGGCUUGUCUGUUGGGUAGCGCUCAGACAAACAAAUCAAAUGUUUAUUCAGAUAUGUUUGCUGGUAGAUACAGAGUUGUUUAUGUUACUCCUGAGUUUGUGGAAGCAUGUUCAGAUUGUUUGGUAACUCUAGACAAUAAGAAAGGAAUUUCUCUUUUCGCCAUUGAUGAAGCUCAUUGUGUCAGUCAGUGGGGACACGACUUUCGUAGUUCUUACAGGAAGCUUGGUGUUUUGAAGCAGAAAUUUCCAAGGGUUCCUAUUCUUGCAGUGACAGCUACAGCUACACAUGUAGUUCGCCAAGACAUAUGUAGCUCACUUAAAUUGAGGUAA
Macrobrachium nipponense is the source of this 888-nucleotide messenger RNA. Its product is annotated as bifunctional 3'-5' exonuclease/ATP-dependent helicase WRN-like. The coding region runs from base 25 to 888 and encodes 287 amino acids. The record is from RefSeq and is a predicted model, not a curated record. Gene Ontology annotation, cellular component: nucleoplasm; cytoplasm; chromosome. Gene Ontology annotation, biological process: telomere maintenance; double-strand break repair via homologous recombination. Gene Ontology annotation, molecular function: nucleic acid binding; ATP binding; 3'-5' DNA helicase activity. Lineage: Eukaryota; Metazoa; Arthropoda; Malacostraca; Decapoda; Palaemonidae. The transcript has 6 exons.